This is a messenger RNA of Cynara cardunculus var. scolymus (artichoke), 1025 nucleotides long. Its product is annotated as protein MARD1-like. The record is from RefSeq and is a predicted model, not a curated record. NCBI's taxonomy places the organism in Eukaryota, Viridiplantae, Streptophyta, Magnoliopsida, Asterales, Asteraceae. The transcript is spliced from 2 exons. The coding region runs from base 42 to 848 and encodes 268 amino acids.
UUCUUUCUCUUUUUCAUCAAAUUCAUCUCUUCAUAAAUCCAAUGAAUCCAAUCCCCCCAAUAUUUCUUGAUCCAUCAAUGGCUACCACCCAAAAUCCCACCAAACCAGUUUCAUCUUUUCUUGGUUCUCCAAGGUUCUUCAAUGGCUUCUUCAUGCCAAAACCUCUUUCUGAUGCAGAAUCAUCAUCACCAACCUCAAUUCUUGACACCAAACAGUUAUUCUCCACUUUUGGAAGCAACCCAUUUGGAUUCAAACAAAACCCAGAAAAACCCACAAAGAUUUCUCAAAAAAUCAAAAACCCAUUUGCUGAGAAAUUUGAAUCUGAAUCUGAGAAUGGAAUUGCUCUUGCUCUUGUUCAAGAGAACCCUAAUCAUGGCAUUUGUAAACCUAAUGCUAUCAAUAGGAAGGUUCUGUUUGGAUCAAACUUAAAGAUCCAAAUCCCAUUAAACGGGUCAUCGGAUGAUCCUUGUGAUUUUGGGAUCAAGACCCGGGGGGGUUUUCGGAUUCCGGGUCAUCCGACUUCAUCUGGGUCGGGUUCUUCCAUGGGAGGUUUGUCUUUGAGUGAGAUGGAGCUUUCAGAGGAGUAUACACGGGUUAUAUGUCAUGGGUCUAACCCCAAAACGACCCAUAUUUACGAUAAUUGUGUUGUGGAGAGGUGCUGUGAUGUUGUUGAGUCGGAUCUUGAGCUCAAACCGCCAUUGAAGAGGUUUCUGAGCUUCUGUUACACCUGCAAGAAGAAUCUUGAAGAUGACUCUGACAUUUUCAUGUACAGGGGGGAGAGAGGUUUUUGCAGUGAAGAAUGCAGAUGCCAAGAAAUGAUAUUGGAUGGAUUGAACGAUCAAGUGUGAAGUGAAGUUGUGGUGAAAUGACCAUUUUAUCCUUUCUUCUUCUUUCUUCUUCUUCUUUCUCCAACAAUGGACUGGAGUUGGAUUAGAUGUUUGUUGUAAGAGUUUCUUGUUUGAUCCUUUUUUCCAAUAACAAGUUGUGGGUUCAAUAAAAUGACGAGAGAAACAUGGAUUACAACA